Budorcas taxicolor (takin) is the source of this 300-nucleotide messenger RNA. It is a transcript of the gene CCL27, whose product is annotated as C-C motif chemokine ligand 27. Gene Ontology annotation, cellular component: extracellular region. The record is from RefSeq and is a predicted model, not a curated record. Lineage: Eukaryota; Metazoa; Chordata; Mammalia; Artiodactyla; Bovidae. Gene Ontology annotation, molecular function: chemokine activity. The transcript has 3 exons. Bases 1 to 300 code for a protein of 99 amino acids. Gene Ontology annotation, biological process: immune response; positive regulation of T cell chemotaxis.
AUGAAGGGGCCCUCAUCCACCAGCAGCCUCCUGCUGCUCCUGUUGUUCCUGAGCCCAGACCCUGGAGGAGCAUUCCCACUGGCACUCAGCACUGCAUGCUGUACUCAGCUCUACCGACAGCCACUUCCAAACAAGCUACUGAGGAGGGUCAUCCGAGUGGAACUCCAGGAAGCUGACGGAGACUGUCACCUCCAAGCCUUCGUGCUUCACCUGUCUCAACGCAGGGUCUGCAUCCACCCCCAGAACCGCAGCCUGAUUCGGUGGAUUGAGCGCCAAGGGAAGAGGCUCCAGGGAACUUAG